Solanum lycopersicum (tomato) is the source of this 1498-nucleotide messenger RNA. Its product is annotated as cytochrome b561 and DOMON domain-containing protein At3g25290. The record is from RefSeq and is a predicted model, not a curated record. Lineage: Eukaryota; Viridiplantae; Streptophyta; Magnoliopsida; Solanales; Solanaceae.
AUAUUGUUGGAAAAAUAUUUAUAACCUUCCAAAUUUUGGAGGUUCUCAUACACGCCUUCCUGUGAAUAAAUAUAUUUUCCACAAUCGCCGGAUUCUUGUCGUUACGAAAGUCCGACGGACAAAUCUUAAUCUCCGGCCACGAUGUCUUCGCCGGCCGUUUUCGUUGCCGUUAUUCUUGUCUUUGCUUCUUUAUUCUCCCCAUCACUAUCCCAAAUAUGUUCAUCACAGCAAUUCACCAACAACAAGGUUUAUGCUCGUUGUAGCGAUCUUCCAGUACUCAAAUCAUUCCUUCAUUGGACAUACGAUGCUGCUAAUUCCACUCUUUCUGUCGCAUUUGUUGCACCUCCGGAUAAACCUGACGGAUGGAUUGCGUGGGCUAUUAAUCCCAACGCUCCCGGUAUGGUUGGGGCGCAAACAUUGUUUGCGUUCAAAAAUUCCAAAGGCGAAAUGGUGGUGAAAACGUAUGAUAUUUCGAGUUAUUCUUCAAUUAUGGAGUCGUCUAAAUUGUGGUUUGAUGUUAAAGAGACUGCAGCGGAAUUCUCCGGCGGAAUGAUGCGGUUGUUUGCAACGCUUGUGCUACCGGAAAAGGGGAAAACUACGUUGAAUCAUGUAUGGCAGGUGGGACCCUCUGUUACCGAUGGUUUUCCUGCAAAACAUGGUUUUCAGCCAGCUAAUCUGAACUCGAAAGGAACGUUUGAUUUGUUGAGUGGAGAAAGCAAAAGCAGCGCUUCUGGCGAUUCUAGGGUCACUAGAAAAAAUAUCCAUGGAAUCCUUAAUGCUAUUAGUUGGGGAUUUCUGUUUCCUGUCGGGAUCAUCAUUGCGAGGUACAUGAGGACAUUCAAAUCUGCUGAUCCGGCAUGGUUUUAUCUUCAUAUUUCCUGCCAAUGUUCUGCUUAUGUUAUUGGAGUUGCUGGAUGGGCAACUGGUCUUAAGCUUGGAAGUGAAUCAAAGGGUAUCACCUAUGACGUCCAUCGCAAUAUUGGGAUUGCACUUUUCUGUCUUGCAACAUUGCAGGUUUUUGCCUUGUUGUUGAGGCCGAAGAAGGAUCAUAAGUACAGAUUUUACUGGAAUAUCUACCAUCACGGAGUUGGCUAUACAAUGCUUAUCCUCAGCUUGGUUAAUGUAUUCAAAGGUCUCGACAUAUUAGAUCCAGCGACAAAGUGGAGGUCUGCAUAUAUUGGCAUACUAGUUGUGUUAGGAGUAAUCGCCCUAUUAUUGGAAGUGGUUACCUGGAUUGUUGUGUUAAAGAGGAAAUCUAACAAAACAACCAAACCAUAUGAUGGUUGAUCUUCUCGAUGAGGACAGGGGAAGCUACAGUUAUCACUGUCUAAAUCGGUCUCACUCUAUAUAUAUACUAGAAUUUGCUCGAAGUGAUUCUUUUAUUAUUAUCCCUACCUCUUCUGUUAUCCUCAUUGUACAAUGGCUUCUAAAGAUAACAUGUUUAUAAAUAUAUGACUUGAUCACUUCAAUUGCAGAACACACUUUGUGGAUGUUUUUA